AUGGCAUGUGCCGAGGAAGGUAAGACUUUCAAAACUGUGAGUGCUGUCCGUCUGGCGCGAGCCAUCGAAGAAGCCUACGGGAAGCUCCAAGCGGUCGUGCGACAAAGGAAUGGAACCAUUCUUUUUGAAGCGCGUACCGACGAGCAGAUUGUAAAAAUUCAAAAUACGAAGCAGAUUGCCGGCCUCCAGGUAGUAGUCACGGUUCAUCCCACCUUGAACCUGAGCAAAGGCGUAGUCAACCACGAGGACUUUGCUACUGAAACGGAGGAAGAUCUUCUAAACUUUUUUAAGACCCAUGGCGUGACUGAGGUGUACAGGAUCGGAAGGAAGGAGCAGGGGAAAGUGAUCCCUACUUCUACCCUGAUCCUUACUUUUGACCGACCAUCCCUCCCGGAAAGGAUCGUUACCGCUUUCUACAACCUCCGUGUGCGGCAGUAUGUGCCGAACCCUUUGCGCUGCUUCAAGUGUCAAAGGUUUGGGCAUACCCAACAGCGAU
This is a messenger RNA of Parasteatoda tepidariorum (common house spider), 496 nucleotides long. The record is from RefSeq and is a predicted model, not a curated record. Lineage: Eukaryota; Metazoa; Arthropoda; Arachnida; Araneae; Theridiidae.